GAAGCGGUAAAAAUGUGUGGACUGACCACAACACACACGCCAUUGAUCCAUUCCAGGGAUUUAAACCCACCUCGCAGGUCAUUCACAACAGUUUCUUUCUCUCCAACACUAUCACAAAAUGCCUGCUACAGGACGUAACUCAAAGCCUGUCGAAUGCACUGUCUGCCGCAAGGUUAUUAGCCGCAAGGCCGAUCUUCCUAGACACAUGCGUACUCACGCUGAAAACAAGGAGGCCCUUAUGCACGCAUGUCCAUAUGAUGGCUGCGACUACAAGACCCUCCAGAAGUCUAACGUCCAAACGCACAUCAGGACGCACACCCGUGAACGCUCGAAGACGUGCCCUCACCCCGAGUGCCCCUUUUCCACCACCGACCCAGGCAGCCUGACGCGUCACCGCAAGUCAGAACACGGCUACAAGCCCAAAGCGCGUCGCAUUCCUGACGACAAAGCUGCUCGAAAGGACGCCGCCGCACCUUAUCCAACCACGCGAAUUGCGAAACCAGAGGUCUCAUGCCCGGCGGUGCGCUCUCGCCAUCCGAGUCCAGCGACUCCCAAUUCUCGGGCGAGUUCACGGUACUCACCUUGGACCGACUCGUCCCCAAUCUCUCUGCGGAGAAGUCCAUCUCCAUAUGUGGUCAGCCCUCUCAGCUCCCCGUUCCCACCCCGAACUACUUCCAACCUUCAACCGUCCCCACCGAUCUCUCCACUGUCCGCAUCGACCCGCAGUUACUCUCCGAUACCGCGCGGCCGCACGUUCACGAUUUCGGAUUACUGUCUCAGUCCCAGCCCAUCUCCUAUGAGGACUUACAGCUCGUCUCCAGAACCGAUGUGAACAACAAAUUACCAGUUGAAUUGGAGGAGCUUUUACAGAAAUAUGGCUCGGGGUCCUUUGAAGGCCACUGCGAAUACCCUAAAAAUGCACCGUAUUUGAUGGCAGAGCCCUCGUUUACAAACGGACACAACCAUUAUAAUUGCAGGUGGAACUUGGAAUUAUCAUUAUUGGGCAUUUAUUUAUAUCACACCACUUGCAUCUUUUGUACAUACUAUCACCUUGAAAUCACAAGAUGUACCAGCGUACACGAAUCUCAUGACUAUAAAUUAAUAUGUUCUUUUUGAACCUGAA
This is a messenger RNA of Suillus plorans, 1123 nucleotides long. RefSeq lists its product as uncharacterized. Gene Ontology annotation, biological process: regulation of transcription by RNA polymerase II. Gene Ontology annotation, molecular function: RNA polymerase II cis-regulatory region sequence-specific DNA binding; DNA-binding transcription factor activity, RNA polymerase II-specific. The record is from RefSeq and is a predicted model, not a curated record. The transcript is spliced from 5 exons. NCBI's taxonomy places the organism in Eukaryota, Fungi, Basidiomycota, Agaricomycetes, Boletales, Suillaceae. Bases 119 to 832 code for a protein of 237 amino acids. Gene Ontology annotation, cellular component: nucleus.